AUGGGUGAGCUUACCAUUGAAGGCAGUGAAUGGCAUUUGGAUAGAGUUUGGUCACCAAAACUAAGGGUUCCCAACAACAAGAAUCCGUCCGCUCUGGACAGGGACGCAAAGAUUGUGCUCUUAAGGGUCAACACUGAUGGAUACGUUAAAGUCAGAAAAAGACUCAAUUUGGAUCUAUACUGUCAAAUGAAUUUCCAAUAUUAUCCAUUUGAUACCCAAGUAUGUGACGUCUCCUUCAUAUCCAGCGAUCUAUCGGAUGACCACAUGUUAGUCGACUGGACAACAGAUGAGAAGUCCUUUACCUCAGACACCAACUUCUAUAUGACUGGUUUUGCUCUUCAGUCAAUUCGUUUGAAGAGUGAAAGCAUCAAAACAAAAGACGAAAACUUCAGUUCAGUUUCAGUGGUGUUUUAUCUGAAGCGCGAGUGGACUCGAUAUUUGCUGGAUAUAUAUUUGCCAACAUUUCUGGUCAUAAUCGUGUCGUGGAUGUCCUUCUGGAUGGAUAUAACGGCCACUCCGGCGCGCAUAACAUUAGGCAUCACAACGAUGUUGACGUUUGUGACGGUCGCUAAAGAAGCCCGAGAGAGACUGCCCACCAUUUCCUACGUGAACGCUCUCGACAUUUGGUUUGUCGUGUGCACUGGAUUCAUUUUCUUGUCAUUGAUUGAGUUCUCAGUCAUUACAUACAUAUCGAGGGCUGAGAAGAGAAAAAUCCGAGAAAUUAAAACAUUGCGAAGAAAUAUAAGUCAGAGUCAGUUGUCGUUGGCGUCAGAAGACUCGCAGUUUACGUUCACUGCCAACGAUGGCAAACAAUUAUGUGCAUCAAAAAAUUCAGAAAGAUUUCCGUUCGAAGGCAUUGAGAUUAAAGUUCCCCGGUCUCCCAAAUUAAAUGAAAGGCCAACCCUGAUGAUUCCCGGCAGUCCUUCAUUGAAAAAACAUAACUUCAUCGUAACCCCUCCCGAUACCCCUCAGACCCCCAACUUUGAUAUAAGUCCGGACAAUUCAUACGACCCCCUGAAGAAAACUCCGGUUGAAAUCGCUGAGUCUAUCGAUAGGAAGUGUCGCAUUAUUUUUCCCGUUAUGUUUAAGUAA
Messenger RNA from Oppiella nova, 1092 nucleotides. The record is from the annotation of a GenBank genome assembly. NCBI's taxonomy places the organism in Eukaryota, Metazoa, Arthropoda, Arachnida, Sarcoptiformes, Oppiidae.